UCUUUGUUACUACUUUUCCGUCUGCUGUAAGGUCAUUUUUUAAUUGCUCAUUAGGCUAGACUAGAUAACAUUAUCUGACACAUGUGGAAAUAGAGAGAAACAUGACCGCUCAACACACAUGCUGGACUACAAGCCUUAAGAUGGUGUUCAACGUCCAUGUGUUGACGGUGUUGCUGUGUUUAAGUCAUGCGUUGUGUUUAACUGAAUCUCUACAGGGCAAUAGCCAUUCAAAUUUCUCUGACAAGACAACGAGAAUUAGCAGACCCAACAGUCCACUAGUGAUUGAUUAUGUCCAGCAAGCGAAUGACUCCAAAGCCAGAAGAGGGACUUACAAUGCUACCAGUUAUAACUGGCCCAACGACAUACCAUAUGUGAUCGACCCUUCUUUUACAGGUGAUCGGGUGACUCUGGGUCAAGUCAUGACCUACAUCUCUUCUCGUGUCUGUGUGACAUUUCACAAUGUCACAGACACCUUCGACGAAAGCGAUCCUAACUGGCUCCAUGACCACGGUUACCAGACGAGAGCUCACUUGGUCAUCAGGGAAUCUAACGGAUGUUUCUCAGAGCACGGCCAAGGGGGCGGAGUUGGAAGCAGGUACUCGUCUCCAUGUCAUGAGUUCCACUGCCAUGGAGUGUACGUGAUUGAAGUUGAUGUAAACAUGAUGAAAGUAGAGCGGAUGUUUUUGGUUGUGUUGACAGAAGAAGCUUCUGAUGAAACCUCGGGGUGUUCUGUCGUAAUUUUAAGUGAAAUAAAAAGGACUAUUGUGAGAGUUGAAGGGGUUAUUAGCAAGUGA
Messenger RNA from Biomphalaria glabrata, 794 nucleotides. RefSeq lists its product as uncharacterized. The record is from RefSeq and is a predicted model, not a curated record. Gene Ontology annotation, molecular function: metallopeptidase activity. The coding region runs from base 102 to 794 and encodes 230 amino acids. The transcript is spliced from 7 exons. Lineage: Eukaryota; Metazoa; Mollusca; Gastropoda; Planorbidae.